Achroia grisella is the source of this 858-nucleotide messenger RNA. Its product is annotated as collagenase-like. Lineage: Eukaryota; Metazoa; Arthropoda; Insecta; Lepidoptera; Pyralidae. The coding region runs from base 1 to 858 and encodes 285 amino acids. Gene Ontology annotation, molecular function: serine-type endopeptidase activity. The transcript is spliced from 5 exons. The record is from RefSeq and is a predicted model, not a curated record. Gene Ontology annotation, biological process: proteolysis.
AUGAAGCUGAUAGUUUUCGUUGUGGCCCUGCUCGGCGCGGUGGUCGCUGAAGAGCAAAUCGCUCUCAACUACCACGAGGCUGUUGGUAUUCCUCUGGCUGCCAGCAUCAGGAGGUCGGAGGAGGCUGGAGACUUCGAUGGCGCGAGGAUCGUGGGAGGCUCGGCGGCGAGUCUCGGUGAUCAUCCUCAUUUGGGCGGUCUGCUCAUCACGCUGACCAGCGGCUCCACCUCCGUCUGUGGAUCUUCUCUCCUCACCAACACGCGCGGCCUCACCGCGGCCCACUGCUGGUGGGACGGCUGGAACCAGGCCACCCAGUUCACUGUGGUCUUCGGCUCUCUGCUCCUCUUCUCCGGCGGCACCAGGGUCACCACCAACUCCGUCGUCCUCCACGGCAGUUACAACAUCAACAACUUGAACAAUGACAUCGCUGUUAUCAACCUACCUUUCGUUAGCUACACGAACAACAUCCAGCCAGUGGGUUUGCCUGUCAACCAGCUCAGUAACACCUUCGCCGGCAACCUCGCGUGGGCGGCCGGCUUCGGCAGGCGGUGGGACUCUCAACCCAUCACCAACACCCAGUACCUGAGCCACGUGCAGCUGACGGUCAUCACCAACGCGGUGUGUGCGUCCACCUAUGGUACAUCCACGGUGGUGGCCUCCACCAUCUGCACCAGCGGCACCAGCCUCCAGGGAACCUGCCAGGGUGACUCCGGCGGACCGCUCUGGUUGUGGAUCGGAGGCCAACGGAUUCUCAUCGGUGUGACGUCGUUCGUGGCGGCCGCCGGCUGCCAGGUAGGCCUGCCCGCCGGGUUCGCUCGCGUCACCUCCUUCGUGCCCUGGAUACAAGACAGACUCUGA